Candida dubliniensis CD36 is the source of this 1107-nucleotide messenger RNA. RefSeq names its product putative GTPase (gene MTG1). Gene Ontology annotation, cellular component: mitochondrion. The transcript has a single exon. Gene Ontology annotation, molecular function: GTPase activity; GTP binding. The coding region runs from base 1 to 1107 and encodes 368 amino acids. NCBI's taxonomy places the organism in Eukaryota, Fungi, Ascomycota, Pichiomycetes, Serinales, Debaryomycetaceae. The record is from RefSeq and is a predicted model, not a curated record.
AUGACUUUUGUUCCAAGAAAAACGUUUCCCAACUAUAAUAUACCUUUAAAUAACUUCAAGGGCCAUCACCAAAAGGCACUCUCAAAGUUUGGCCAUCUUGCACCUCAAUUAGAUUUGAUAUUGGAAGUGAGGGAUUCCCGUGCUCCGAUUUCUACAACUAAUGUUUUAUUCGAUAAAGUGUUACCAAGCAAGAAGAAGCUUAUUCUUUAUAGCAAAAAAGAUUUAUCUAUCUUGAAACCCAGGCUACUAGAAAAGUGGCACAAGCUGAAGAAUGAACAGUAUAUGUUUGUGGAUUGUCGAAGUAAGCGUGACGGUAAGAAGAUAAUUACCGAAAUCAAGAAAUUAUACGAUAGUAUGGAGACACCACCUCCAUUAGGAUUGAGAACUAUGAUAAUUGGGAUGCCUAACGUAGGAAAGUCAUCGUUGGUAAACACAUUGCGAUAUGUAGGGUUAAGUGAAGGAGAAAGUGCAAUUUCCACAAAAAUUAGGAAAGUGGCUAGAACCGGUGGUCAGCCUGGAGUAACAAGAAAUACUAGUGAAAUCAUUCGUCUUUCACGUGAUCCUGAGAUUAUGGUAUAUGAUACACCAGGAGUAUUUUUACCUACUACAAAGAAUGCAGAAACAAUGCUUAGUCUUGCAUUGGUUGGUUGCAUUAACGAAUCGUUUAUUGAUCCUGUUAUCUUGGCAGACUACUUGUUAUACGUUUUGAAUUUACAAGAUCCAACAGGAAAAUUGUACACUGAUUAUAUCGAUCAUCCAACUAAUAAUGUAUAUGAGCUUUUGGAGAGUAUUAACCAAAAGAGAAAUGUUUUAAAAAUUGAUAAAAGAUUUGAUGAAUGUGGAUUAGCAAACCAUUGGAUUAGUAAAUGGAAGCAAGGCAAAUCGCUGAAAUACCGUGGAUUAUUUGAUGUUGCGGCCAUUCAGGAGAUCAAUGUCAAGGACUUUGGUGACUUGGCCAAUGCUGAAAGAGAGCGAAUUGGUUUAUCCAACGUGCAGCAAAGACUUCAAGAUAGAUUCGGUGAUGAUGGCACGUCUACUUCUAAGCACAGAAAAAGAACUGCCAAAGACAGAGAAUUUGAUAUGAAAAAUAGACUAUUUAAACUUUAG